CCGUUGGCGCGAAUAACAACAACAAAGCUGACAUGUUAACUCCGCCAAGAUAUCAUCAUUAAUGUGUUAUAAAAUUAAUAUUUAUGUCGGCGCUGUGGGAGCUCGUAGCAGUUCGCUUCUGAUAAUAUGAAUUUAAAUGUUUUUUGGCGCAUUUUUUUACGUUAUACGCUAGUUUGAACGCCAGCUAGCCAGAUCCUCUUAAGUAAGUUAGCACAAGCUCUGUUUAAAACUGACAGCAGCGUUAGAUAAACUUUUAUUUAUAUUCGUCGAAUUUCUUGUUGACAAGCCAUACUAAGGUGGAGCUAGUUCCUAAUGAAUAGUUGGCGUUCAGUUUAAUUACUGUCAGAGUAUUAAAGACUGCUUCUUUAUUAUUUGUUGACAGCCCAUCAAGAGGAGUUACAGAUUGACCAUGUCCAAAGAAGACAAGGGAGGCUUCAUUGUGAAGUUUGUGGAGAGUAAAGGGCAAAAAACGGAGUAUGCUGUCAAGGCUUAUCAGGCCAUUUUGGAGCUGCAGUCAGAAAAAUACUUGAAAACUGUCGACGAAGAUGCUAUUUUACAGAUGGACCAGAAGGACAAAUCUCUGUUUGUUUUCAGCAGCUUCACCACACCCGCCUAUCUGCACUGCCAAAAGCUUGGCUGCCGAGUGGUGAGUCCACUGGUGGUGUUGUACUGCCUGCAGCAGCAGCAUUGUGUCCCCAAAGCAGAGAAGCCCGUCUAUAACAUGGCCAUGGCUGACAUCACUAUUUCCUGCACCAGUCUGGAUAAAGAAACACGGACAGAGGUGAUGGAUCUGGUGCAACUCAUGGGUGGACGGGUCUAUCCUGACUUAAAUAUAUCGGUCACACACCUGAUAGCAGGAGAGGUGGGCAGCAAGAAAUACCUGGUAGCUGCCAGCCUUGGCAAACCCAUCCUGCUGCCCACGUGGGUAAAAGCCUGCUGGGAGAAGUCUCAGGACGGUCUUUUCAGGUACACUGAUCUACCCAUUGAGGACUAUCUGUGCCCUGUGCUGAGUGGCUGCACCGUUUGUGUGACAGGCCUCUCCAGCACGGAGCGUAAAGAGGUGCAGCGGCUCUGUGAUCAGCAUGGAGCCAAAUACACCGGCCAGCUCAAAAUGAACGAGUGCACACACCUCAUCGUUAGUGAGCCAACAGGUCAGAAGUACGAGUGUGCAAGGAAGUGGAAUGUGUACUGCGUCUCUCUGCACUGGCUCUUUGACAGCAUCGAAAAAGGCUUUUGUCAAGACGAGAGCAGGUACACAGUGGAGCGUAACGCAUCAAAGGCCACUCGACCACACACUUCCACCCCCACUGGGACCAGCAAGAAGGAGGAUGGUCCUUCUUUGUUGGGCUUGAGUCACAUCUCUGUCAAUGCAAGCAUGACAAUAAAUGACACGGCGAUCACCAACGCCAGCAUCAGCCGUCUGGAGGCUCCAGACCCCGUAGAUACUCUGGAUCUCACCGUCUGCCCAGCUGAUGACAUACUGGACGGCUGUAAGCUGUAUCUCUGUGGCCUGCCCGGGAAGAAACUGGAGAAGCUGCGACGUCUCGUGAACGCUGCAGGAGGUCUGCGCUUCAACCAGCCCAGCGAGGAGCUCACACAUGUGGUCAUGGGAGAGCUGGACCAGGACUUUAAGAACUUCCUGUCCAAAGCAACACACAGGCCCCAUGUAGUUACGGUGCAGUGGCUGCUGGACUGUUUCACCAAAGGCAGUCUGCUCCCAGAGGCAGGUUACCUCCACCCUGACUGUCUGCCCCCGGCUCCGGCUGUAUCGGUGCCAGCGCAUCAUACUCCAGCCUCCCGGCGUUCAGUUGUUCCCCCUGUGGCCAGUCCCAGCACACCCAGACAUACAAGAGCAGAGGAGGAUCUGCUCUCUCAGUACAUGGAUGAUGAUCCUACAGUCGUGGACAUGCCGCCACCAGGCAGCACAUCUGCAGAACCCUGGGCACCAAACCACACCAGAGAACCCGAGCCAGACUCAACCCUGCAGGAAGCCAGCGAGGCAGGCCUGUUUUAUAGGAAACGUUUUCUUCUUGUGGGCUUUGGCAAUGAGGCCGAGACCCAGCUCUCUCUACUAGUGACGGAAAACGGAGGCAGGGUGCUGACCGGCCGUACACGUGUUGUGGCAGACUAUGCAGUGGUCCCCCUGCUGGGCUGUGCAGUGGAGGCAACGGUGGACGAGGUGGUCACUGAUACCUGGCUGGCCAUGUGUGUGGAGAAGCAGUGUGUUCUCCAGCUGUCCUCCAACCCUUUGUUCAUCCCUGUUCCCAUCAUGGACGGACGUUUUCCUCUCAAAGAUUGUGUUCUCUCCGUCAGCCAGUUCACCGGAGCAGAGAGGGAGUCUUUGGUGGAGCUGGCCAAGCACCUUGGAGCCAACGUCCAGGAUUACUUUGUGCGCCUGGCGAACCAGAAGAAAGGGAUGCUGGCCAGCACUCAUCUGGUGCUGCAGAGCCCCGAAGGCACAAAGUACCAAGCAGCAAAGAAAUGGGGGCUCCCAGCCGUCACCAUGCACUGGAUACUACGGUCUGCUCAGACCGGCCAGAAGGCGCAGGAGGAUCGCUUUCUGGUGGACCUGCCACCCUCACCAGAGAGGGAUGAUGAGAGUUUUGUCGGUGGUUCCCAGAAGCCGUCCAUGCCUCCUCCAGCACGCUCGUCUCCAGAGAUCCCUCUGCUGGGUCUCCAGAGCGGUAAGGCCGUUACCCCGCUGGAUUUAGGUCGCUUCCAGAGCAAAGUGUUCCGCUCCGUGUUGGACGAGAAGAAACCCAAACAGGACAUCUGCACCCCCAAACAAAACCACGAGGGCGGCAGGAGGAACCCCCUUCAGAAGGAGCCCUCCCUGCAGCUGGACACGCCCUCUCGUUUCCUCAGUAGAGACCAGCUGUUCAGGCCCACCUUCAAUGUCAAGGAUGUACUAGGAGCAUUGGAGACUCCAGGGGGAAGAUCCAACCCAGGAGAGAGGGCGGAGACUCCGCUGACUGAUGUCAUCAACAGGAACCUGAAGGUGGCACUCGCCAAUAGCGCCCAAAGUAGCGACCCAGAUAUACAAGCCAUCACUGCAAGCCCUGAAUUCAACAAGACGACAGAGAAGGAGGUCCCAGAAAAAGAAGCCGGCCCUCUGACUGGUCUUGUGAUCUGUGUGGGAAAGAAACUGAGCAAAAUGCAAAGUGAACUCAACGCCAUCGCUGCCUCGCUUGGAGCCGACUUCAGGUGGGCUUGUGACGACACGGUGACUCACUACAUCUACCAGGGCCGUGUGGGGGACAACACCCGGGAAUACAGAGGAGUGAAGGAGAGAGGACUGCACGUUGUCUCCCAGCACUGGCUGCACGCUUGUGCCGAGGAGCAGAGGCACGUCCCCGAGUCUCUGUAUCCGUUCACCUACAACCCCAAGAUGAGCCUGACCCUCAGCCAGGUGCCCAACAACUCUCAGAGGUCUCCCCCUUUCACACGAACCACACUCAAAGACAUCUCUGAGGCAAAGGACGACAGGAGUGAACACAGUGCCACAGAGGAAGCAACAACGUUACGUCGUGUCAGCGAUGGAAGCGUAGAUCGAGAAGAGAUGAACGAUACCGCAGAUAGAACAGAUAUUUCUGAGACUCUAGAAAUGAGAGAGAACCUGCAGAGACAGCUCCAGGAGAUCAUGUCGGCCACCAAGCUGACGACAGGGAGGCGCGCCUCGGUCAGACUCAGCAGGAUGGGAUCAGGAGGGGCCGACUCGGGCCCCCACACCCCUGAUGGGAGCCGCGUGGGACGCUGCGGGAGCAGACGUACUCUGGAAGCUCUGAGGGUGUCCAGAGAAGCCGCCCUGGACAUAAACACGGAGCCGUCUCAGAGUGAACAGAUCGUCUGGGAUGACCCAACAGCCAGGGAGGAGCGGGCCAAGCUGGCUGAUAAUCUACAGUGGCCUGGUAGUCCGUCUCAACACUCUGAGUCCCUCGCACCUCCGCCUCCUCCCACGGCAGAAAACGGCCAACACUUCAGGGACUCCAUGACGGACUCUGAGCUGGUGGAGAUGGCUGCUUGUGACGUCAUCGACCAGCACAUGGGUCAGAGAGUGUCAACGCCUCCAACAAAGGAGCAAGAAAAUGACAUCCUCACUCCUAAAGCCCCCAGCAUCGCCUUCCCUCUCACUAAACCUGCUGUAGCACCGGAGCCACAGGAGGAGCGAGAGGAAGAAAAGCAGCCACCCAGGUUUCAGCUGUCCUGUCUCAGCCCUCAGGAGCGCAUUGAUUACAGUCACCUCAUAGAGGAGCUCGGUGGUGUCGUCCUGGACAAGCAGGGCUUCGACCCCAGCUGCUCCCACAUCAUCGUGGGGACUCCUCUGCGAAACGAGAAGUACCUGGCAUCGAUGGCGGCGGGCAAAUGGAUCCUGCACCGAUCGUACCUGGAGGCCUGCCGCUCUGUGGGCUGCUUCAUCCAGGAGGAUGAGUAUGAGUGGGGCAGCAGCUCUAUUCUGGACGCAUUGCCCUCCGUCAACUCCCAGCAGCGGAGGCUGGCGAUAGCUGCCAUGCGCUGGAGGAAAACCCUGCAGGGACGCUCUGAGGAACAGGGAGCUUUCAGUGGAUGGACGGUCAUGCUGAACAUCGACCAGAGCAGAGAUUCAGGAUUCAGACGGUUACUGCAGUCUGGCAGGGCGAAGGUCCUGCCGAGUCCCUCCCCAUCCAUGUACAAGGAGGCCACUCACCUGUUUGCAGACUUCAGUCGGCUGAAGCCCGGAGACUUCAGGGUCGACGUGUCGGAGGCUACGUCCCAAGGAGUCGUAUGCUUGAAGCCCGAGUACAUUGCAGACUACCUCAUGCAGGAGCCGGCCCCACCUAUCGAGCUGUACUAUCUGUCUGAAGAAACCCCCGGCACGCCGUCACGUAAGCGCAAAGCAUCCGCAGAAACCUCCAGGCUGAAAAAGACGCGUCUGAACUGAAAUGUCACCCCUCUAAAUAUUGUCAUUGAAAUUCCCAUAUCUGUGAAAAUGAUUGUAUAUAUAUAUCUUAUAUUAUGAAAUAAAAUAAAAAAUGUAGCAUU
Centropristis striata (black sea bass) is the source of this 5019-nucleotide messenger RNA. RefSeq names its product DNA topoisomerase II binding protein 1 (gene topbp1). Bases 410 to 4918 code for a protein of 1502 amino acids. The transcript has 28 exons. Gene Ontology annotation, biological process: mitotic G2 DNA damage checkpoint signaling; DNA replication initiation; mitotic DNA replication checkpoint signaling. The record is from RefSeq and is a predicted model, not a curated record. NCBI's taxonomy places the organism in Eukaryota, Metazoa, Chordata, Actinopteri, Perciformes, Serranidae.